Heterobasidion irregulare TC 32-1 is the source of this 219-nucleotide messenger RNA. RefSeq lists its product as uncharacterized. Bases 1 to 219 code for a protein of 72 amino acids. The transcript has 2 exons. NCBI's taxonomy places the organism in Eukaryota, Fungi, Basidiomycota, Agaricomycetes, Russulales, Bondarzewiaceae. The record is from RefSeq and is a predicted model, not a curated record.
AUGCGACAAGCGGUGCGAGUGAAUGUACAACGCAUUGCGCCGCUCGCUACUGUUUUCAUACGCAGCUUCUUACAGCCCCCUCCGCCGUGCGGCAUCAACCACUCAUCGAGUCCCAUCGUCGUCCCUCCUCCGCAUUCUCAGACUCCAAACACAGUUUCUCGCAUUACAGGACACGUUCAACGCUCGACUCCUCCGCCAGGCAAGACUGUAGGAUCCUAA